Messenger RNA from Culex quinquefasciatus (southern house mosquito), 1096 nucleotides. Its product is annotated as cytochrome P450 315a1, mitochondrial-like. The transcript has 5 exons. Lineage: Eukaryota; Metazoa; Arthropoda; Insecta; Diptera; Culicidae. Bases 249 to 1070 code for a protein of 273 amino acids. The record is from RefSeq and is a predicted model, not a curated record. Gene Ontology annotation, molecular function: iron ion binding; heme binding; monooxygenase activity.
GCACGAUAAACGAUCGUAUCGCGCUGAGUUGGAUUGUGACUCUUGAGCAUAUCGGUCGCUCUUCUUAAUAGGAGACACGCGGUCACCACAGAAACAAACCUUGAUUUUCUCGAUUCCACGAAAGUCUUUUGUUGUUUUGAAAAAGCUGCUUUGACGUUUAGCGUUGAUUCAACAAAAAUUAUGAUUUUCAAAUCAACAAAACGUUUUGUUGAUUCAAAUAUGCCUUAUUUUUCUGCGUGAACGGAACAAUGUGUAAAGGCAAACGUUUGCAUCUGACUGUUUCAAAUUACCACCGAAAAUUUGGACCGAUAUUUCGGAUUAAAAUAUCCCAGGCAAAUGCGGUGUUCAUAAAAGAUCCGGAAAUGAUGAGAAGUGUGUUUGUUUAUGAGGGCAAGUAUCCCAAACAUCCGCUACCUGAGUCUUGGACAUAUUUCAACCAAAAACACAAAUGUAAACGUGGCUUGUUUUUUAUGGAUGAUGAGGAAUGGUUCAAGUAUCGAAAGUUACUCAACCCGCUGAUGAUGCGUGAUACUGACUGGAUGGUUUUACCAAUACAACGAAUGUGUGAGAAAGCUGUUCAGAGCUUAUCUGAAGGAGUUACUAAAGAUAACCCAUCAUACGAAAUCCAAAACAUCGAGUCUACACUCUAUAAAUGGUCCAUUGAAGUUAUCCUAUGUAUCAUGCUAGGCAACUCGUACAACACAACGAACAUGGCAAAAUUAAAUACCCUCGUUAAUGAUUUCUCACGCACAGUGCAUACAAUUUUCCAAUACAGUUCCGAGUUAAUGAUGAUUCCACCACAUCUGGCAGAUUGCCUGCAGCUAAGUGCAUGGAAAAAAUUCGAACGAUUAGUUCCAGAAACCCUAGCUUUAGCAAAUAAAAUUAUCGACAUUUCACUAGAUGAUAUUGAGCGUGGGGACGGAUUGCUGUCAAAAAUGCAGGAUUGCAUUGCAUCUCGAGACGACAUUAAACGAAUAUUUGCAGAUUUAAUUAUCGCAGCUGGAGAUACGGUGAGAAAACAAGAGUUUUAUACAGUCCAGACUCGAUUAUCCGAAGCCUCGAUUAUCUGAAGUUUCGAUUAUCCGAAGUUCGAUUA